UACAACCUGUGAGUAUAAACAACUUCAUCUUAUGUAAAACACGCUACAUGUCAAGUUUCUUUUUUUAAAGAGCAACGGUUGAUUUACAGAUAUAAAAAGUGGUGAUAGCCAAGGACGUAUAAUAAAAACGCAACAGUCAGAUAAUUACAUAAGGGCAUUGGCGUCGGAACAAGGAAGGCAGGCGGACACCUCGAGCCCUUUCCUUCCCUUCUUCAGCAGCCCUUUCUCUUUUACGUCACCUACGAGCCUUUCCCUUCUCCUUCCUCUCCCCGAACCCCUUCCCUCCCCUCCCUCUCUCCGACCCCUUCCCUCCCCUCCCUCUCUCCGACCCCUUCCCUCCCCUCCCUCUCUCCGACCCCUUCCCUCCCCUUCCCAUCUCUUCCGGCGCGAGAACCCUCAUUCGGCGACCACCCAAAGCCCUUCGCCAUGACGCCCACCCGGAACCGCGUGCACCCGACGGCGCCAGCAGACCACGAGCCUCUGCUGGACACCUGCGAGGACGAGAUCGAGAGCCGCAGCGUGGAGGUGUCCAACGAGAGUCUCAAGUUGAGGAAGGAGCUAGGACUAAUCGACGGCGUGGGCAUCAUCGUGGGUAUCAUCAUCGGCUCCGGGAUCUUCGUGUCUCCGCAGGGCGUGAUAAGGUUCAGCGGGAGUGUGGGCAUGUCCCUGGUGGUGUGGGGCGUCUCGGGGGUGCUGUCCAUGGUGGGCGCCCUGUGCUACGCCGAGUUAGGCACAAUGAUCCCCAAGAGCGGCGGUGACUACGCCUACAUCCACGAGGCCUUCGGUUCCCUCCCCGCCUUCCUGUUCAUGUGGAUGGCGCUGCUGAUCAUCCUGCCGACGUCCAACACCGUCAUGGCCCUUACCUUCGCCAAGUACAUCAUCAAACCGGCCUUCCUCAUGUGCGACGGAAUCCCCGACGUCCCCGUCAGGUUGAUUGCAGCCGUGAUCGUGUGCUUCCUCACCUGGGUAAACUGCACGAACGUCAAAUGGGCAACGAAAGUACAAGGAGUCUUCACCGCGGCGAAAAUCAUGGCCCUUUUGAUCAUCAUCGUCGCGGGAAUCUACCAGCUCUGCAAUGGCCACGUCGAGAACUACCAGGAUGCCUUCGAAGAUACCAAUUGGAGUAUUACUUCCGUCUGCACCGCCUUCUACCAGGGGCUCUUCUCCUUCGCCGGAUGGAACUGUCUCAACUUUGUCGUCGAGGAAUUAAAAGAUCCAUUUAAAACCCUCCCCCGGGCCAUCCUCAUCUCCAUGCCCAUCGUCACCCUCAUCUACUUCCUCACCAACAUGGCCUACUUCGUUGUUCUCGAGCCCGAUGAGGUGCUGGCGUCCGAGGCUGUUGCUCUGUCCUUUGCCGGUCGAGCCCUUGGAGUGCUGAACUGGGUCAUGCCCAUCUUCGUCGCUCUCUCCACCUUCGGGAGUCUCAACGGCUGCAUCUUCGCUUGCUCCCGCCUCUUCUUCGUGGGCGCUCGGGAGGGACACCUUCCUCAGGCUCUGGCGCUCAUCAACGUGCACACCAUCACACCCGUCCCAGCCCUCGUGUUCUUGGGCUUUAUGACAUUGUGUAUGCUCGUGACUUCCGACACGUUGGUGCUGAUCAAUUAUGUGUCCUUCACCGAGUCUCUGUUCGUCUUCCUGUCCAUCGCAGCCCUACUUUGGAUGCGCUACAAGGACCCGCAUCGCCACAGGCCAAUAAAGAUCUGGAUUGGGAUUCCCAUCGUGUUCUUCUUCAUCUGUCUGUUCCUCGUCGUCUUCCCUAUAGUGGAGCGCCCAGUCGAGCUGGGUAUUGCUAGUGGCAUCUUCUUUGCUGGCGUACCGGUCUACUAUCUGUGCGUUCAUAAGGCGAGCAAGUCCAAGAAAUUCUGUGCAUUUAUGGGAAAAUUUACGUCCGUUAUCCAGCUGCUGUACCAUGGACUGCCCGAGGAAGAUGAUUGAAAAUUUAGUUACGAUUCUACUGACAAAUGGUGACCUGUAACGUCACGAAUAGAACUGUAACUGGUCUAGUUCGAUUUAUAAUUUUACUCAAGUACAUGUAAUUACCAUAAUGGUAUAUACCGAGAUGCAUAUAGUACAUCUGUUUCGUGAAUUUAAUGACUCUCAUUUUUUUUUUCCGCGUGUAUGUUAUGGUUGGAUUGGCAGUUGCUGCUCGAGUAAGAUAAAGAUCUGAGUAGAGUAAUUAUAAGAUUGUAAUAAUUGUAGCAGUGUUAGUGAAAUUUCUUUCUCAUCCAGUUUUUGAAUUAUUAUUAGAAGUAGUAGUAGAAGCAGUUUCUGAUUUUUUUUUUUUUAAAUAGCAAUCGAAGUAGUAGUAGUAGUAAGAGGAGUAUUAGUAGUACCUGUAGUAGGAAUAGUAAUGGUAGUAGCAGUAUUGAUUGUAGUAGUCGUAGUGGUAUUAAGUUAGCUUUGGAAUGAACAUUUGCCUUCAUUUCUAACUGAUUGUUUCUUGUUACAUUUGUCUUUGAAAAAUCUCUAUAUUUUUACGUUUCCCUUUUAAACCAUUAAUAAAUAUUACGUAUUGUUUCAACAUUCCAGUGUAAGCGUCCAUCACUAUAUGGCUCAUAAGACUUACUGUGUUUAAGUGUAUAAACUUCACGUAUGCUAGACAGUUAUCGUUUUAGAUAACUUCUCACCACACGAGCAUCUUGUGUACUGUGAUCAUGUAAAACGAUUCUGUGUUAGAUAUUGCUGCAAGUAUAGUUGUAUAAGAUUAGUUUUAAGUCAAAGUUAUUGUCUGUAUACUCGGAGGAACAUCAUCAAGUGCGCAGUUCCGGCAGGAGCAUUUCAUUUGUUCUGGGGUUGAUAAUAUAGUUAGUAGCUGAUAUGACCGUAGGCGUAACUAACAAGCUUUUUGCCUAACAGUUUUAAUUUUAAUGCCCUACCCGGCGAACAUUGGAAAACCGGUAAAGUUAACAAACGCAAGAUUUUCGGUUCGUCCCCGCAAGAAUCAACGAGUAAAUAAUCAAAUACAUAACAUAUGAAAAAAUAAAUUCCAGAGUCAAUGCAUUUAUUCCUCCCCAAACCAGUAAAUGAAAUUCAUAUAACCAUAGGGCCGGCCAGAAUAUGAAACCGCUAUAUAUCAGCUAAGCUCAUUUUAUAUAUAUGUAUGCCAUUACAGAUUUUAUAUAUGUAUGGACUAGUGACUUUUACCAUUGUACGUGCAGGACAGCUGUAAACAAUCAAGUGCAUGACCCCCCCCCCCCACACACACACAUACAUUCAGAUAUACA
This is a messenger RNA of Penaeus chinensis, 3224 nucleotides long. Its product is annotated as Y+L amino acid transporter 2-like. Lineage: Eukaryota; Metazoa; Arthropoda; Malacostraca; Decapoda; Penaeidae. The record is from RefSeq and is a predicted model, not a curated record. Gene Ontology annotation, molecular function: L-amino acid transmembrane transporter activity. The coding region runs from base 427 to 1935 and encodes 502 amino acids. Gene Ontology annotation, cellular component: membrane. The transcript is spliced from 9 exons. Gene Ontology annotation, biological process: amino acid transmembrane transport.